UGCUGGUUGUGUCGCGUGACUUGACCACAGCAGAGAAGAUGGUCUCCAUGAUGACAACUUUAAAAUACCAACAGUAGCCAGAAGGGUUGUAAACUGCCUCACAGCGAAUCACUCAACAAAAAACAUGUUCGUCUCUCUUUGUUAUCGCGUCGAGUGUCGUCGGCUACAUGUUGAGUUAUCUUAGCGAGCUAAACGUUUAGCUAAGCCAGCUAGCAUGCUGUCUCUGCUAUUGUUUACAUCCAGUCCUGGUGAUGGGCCCGGAGAGGUGUGUUAGCUAACCCGGCUACCAGACCUGUUAGAGGGGAUAGGAGUCCUCCUGAAGACCGCUCUGUCUCUGUCUGGACCGGGGGUCGGCCAUCAGUACUGCUGCCACCUCAGGGGUGAUGGAAGUGUCCCCUCAGGAUCCAUCUCUCAUGGCAAUGGACCUGUCAAAGGGCUACUCAGUCAACCCCCUGACCCGCAGCCACACUGAAGCCAUGGACCUGGCAAAGAAGCCCGAGUGGUACCACAGACGCCCGCCGAGCUGCAGCACCGAGAUCAGCUCCUCGUUCAGAUCCAGAGCCUCGUCCUCAUACAGCUCACAUCCUGACCCGGGUGCACCUGUCCACUGCAGAGACAUGGAGCAGGGCCCUGAGUCUUUAGGUGGCUACAUGAAUUCAACACUAGCUCCCGGGUUGGAUUUGUACCGCGACAGCAACCUGUGGCAUCCGGGUUUCUACGGGCCCGACCAAACUGGCAGUCCGGUUCUCGAAAGCAGCGGUGUAGAGGAGAGCGACAGCAACAGCGGCUCUGAUGUUAUUUUCCUUGUGUCCUCCGCUAAGGAGCCGCUCUUAUGCAGUUCUUUCAUCCAGGACAGCGUGAGGCACAUCGUGGAGCCUCUGUCCCCCGCCGUGUCCUCACUGGAUGAAGGGAGAGGCUGCUAUCACCUACCUCAGCCUCUGAGCUCACCCAGUCCUGACAGCUCGUACUCAGAGGACUCGUCAGACAGCUCAUUGGACAUUCCUGUACAUCACACCAGACCCGUAGUCCUCCUGUCGGACCUAAGCGCUGUUUACGGCAACCCUGCUGAAUCUCCCGUAGAUAUUUCAAGCGAUGACAGCGACGUUAUCGAAGUUUCAGUCACAAACGAAAAGACGAAAACCUUUUCUUGCAAGAAGAGUGUUUCUUGUAAGAAGAGUGUGGCGAGAGAAACUCCUCCUCAGAGCGACGAUGAAAAAGCUCCGCGUAGAAAAGUUCGACGCAGCCCCAGAAUCAGGAAACCUGUGUCUGAAAUUCCUCAAUAUACCUGCAGCGGGUCUCGGCACAGUUUGAGGAGACGAGCUAAAAACGACGCGGUGGGUAUUUACAACGAAAAUUGUGAUUCAGAUGACAUGAUGGAGUACGCGGUGAGGUUGUUCAGCUCAGGCGCAGACGAGUCGGCUUCGCAGCCAAACUUGUCACAAAGAGUGAGCAGUAAUUCAGAGGAGUCUGAUGAGGACGUUCGGACAGAUAGGAAGUCACCGCAGAGAGAGUCGCAUGAGCAGCAGCCUCGCUGCAAAAAAGUGUCGCCCGCGAAAAGCAUCAAUGGUAAACGAAAGAAGCCCCCCACCCUUCCUAAAACUAAAAGGUUAAGAACUAAACAGAACCAAAACUGCAGGGUCGCACCGGAGCAGCAUGAAGGGAAAACAAACAAAAAAACUGUUGCAAGACGGAAGAAAAAAGCUCGCCAACACACCGGACCUGCUGCUCUGUUUUCUCCCAGAGAGCCAGAAAUCAAUCUGAAAUAUACAAAUUUAAAAGGGGAAAAAAAGAACAAAAAAGUGGGAAACUUUUGCCCUUUUGUUCACAUGAAGAAGAGGACGUGCACUGUUGUGAACUAUCAGGAGGACGAGGAGACAGUCAGGAGCAGCAGAGGACAGCAACAGAAAGCCACCAGGUCUCUGUCGGGGUUUGUCCCCAAUACGUCCUGUUUCCAGUUGGGUCGCUUCAGCCCGGAGAGCAGUUGUCAUGCGUCGCUGUUGUGCUGCCUGUGCGGUCAGACGGCCAACGCCGUGGGCCUCGGGGACCUUCACGGCCCGUAUUACCCCACCAACCCGUCUCUGUACAAGACUGAGCAGAAAGAGGAAGAACAAUCAGUCGUCAGUAGACGUUCAGUAAAUUCCUCAGAUGGUUGUGACGGUCACGACUGCGUUGCUGUCAAAAGUUUGCUCAAGAGCGACGACCACUCUCUCCCAAAGGUACCGCUUCGUCUGGACGAGGGCUGGAUCCACGAGGACUGCGGUAUCUGGUCCACCGGCGUCUUCCUGGUCAGAGGGAAGCUGUACGGGUUAGAGGAGGCGGCCCGGGUCGCACAAGAAACAACAUGUUCAGCGUGCCAACAAACGGGUGCAAUAAUGGGAUGUUUCCAGAAGGGCUGUCCCAGAAAUUAUCACUACAAAUGUGCCAUUCAGUCAGGCUGUGUCUUAAAAGAGGACAACUUCUCCAUUAGAUGUCCAGAGCACAAGAACAAACUGUUCACAAGUGUAGCCAGACAACGCAGGAGAUGACGCGGAAGACAUUUGGGGGCACUGGAGAAUGAUCUCCUCAGGGUGCGACGUGAUCUGCCUGAUUUCACCUCGGCUGUUUUAUAACACUAAUUAACGUGAGCGUGUGUCAGUGGGAAAACUUUCUGGUAAGAUUUCACUCAAAGACGGAUCAACCAGGGGCCACUUUUAGGGUUUUUAUAAGAUGUGUCUUUGUUUUGUUUAGUCUCUUUAACGCAGGCAGUUGGACUAGAUGGUGUGUGUGUGUCUGUGUGUGUGUGCGUGUGUCUGUGUGUGUGUGUGUGUGUGUGUGUGAAAGGAUAUUUAUUCCUCUUCUUAAAGAUCCACACGGGGACUAGCCAUGUCACAAAUACAGUUUAUUAUUUGAACAUAAUAAUUAUAUUAGAGUUUAAUGAGCUUUAUUGAUUUUGUUGUAUAGAAUAUGACAUCUUUAUAUCAGGCCUCUUCUUUUCUUUCUACAGUUUUUUGUACUACUUUUUUUAUUACUGUUCGUGCUUCAGUCAUCACAUAACAAACCCUUAUUUAUUUCCAUAAAGCUGCAUGCACAGUUGAUGUUGCUACCAUGCACUUUAUCGGUUGUUAUUUAUGUCUAUUUGUAGACUUUGUUCUUCCUUUUUUACUAAUAUUAUUUAAAUUCAAUGUUAAGCUGCACUAAACAAGAUUUAUAUAUAUAAAUAUGAAAUUUCUGUUUAAAGCUGAAGUAGGGCUCCUGUCGCCUCUUAACUGUGACCACAAACUGUACGUUCAUCAUAUUUAAGCACAUUUAUUUCUGGUGUCAGGUUUGGAUGCUUCUAUGAUUAUCAUCAAAUUUAAGAUUAAUAAACUGAAAACGAUGCGUUCACUGUUCAACGGUCGAGUUGGUAAAUUCUUCUCUUAUUGUUCUGUUACUGGACUUCAGAAAGUUUAAAGUUAAAGGGUCAGUUCAACAAAAUCACAAAAAAUGACUUUUGAAGUGGUCUAACUCAGAUUGAUAAAGUUAUUAGAGCUGAAUUAGUUCACAGAAAAUUAUUCAACAACUGUUUUAAUUAUUAUUUUGUUAAUUAUUAUUAUUUUUAUUUUUUUUCAAAAAUGGCAAAACAAAUAUGAAUUCAAUUCUGCUGUUCUCUGUAUUAUAUCAUUGUACAUGUAACAUUUAGAGGUUGUAGACUGUUGGUCAGACCAAACAAACUAUUUGAAUAACAUUUUGGGCACCUAGGAACUACAGUUCCCAUAUUUCUUUGGGCUUUGGGGGAUGUAAACAGGAAGUUUAUGCAUUUUUUUAAGCCUAUAUAUGUUUACAUUUUGGCAAGUGUGCACCAUUAAAAAUAUGCCGAAAUACUGAUGAAAAAUUAAAAAUAUAUAUUAGCUAUUAGUAGUUCCUGUUUUCAGUGUGCCCAUGGAUGUACAGACAACUAUUGCUAGAUUACUUUGAUAUUUAAGAAAACUUAAAAACGUGCUGAUUCUCAGGCAAGUUCUGAGCGUCUUUUUUUCUAAGCGCAUUAAUCAACAUUUAUUUGACCAAAUGUAAAAUAAACAGUGAAAAUUCUCCACGCUGAGGUCUGUAGAUAAUCCUCAUUAAAUCAAAUUGUACAUAAUGUACAUAACUUGAUAAAAUACCACAGGAAUAUGUUUUUUUUUUUGUGAUUUGGAUGAAUUGAAUCUUUAAUAUAUUUCAGCUGCCAUGUAGAGCUGAAGUCGCCUAGUGCAGCUUUAAUUAUCCACCUGUGUAUGAGCUUUUGUAUUUCAGUUCACAUGAUAUGACCGAUGACAAACAUCAGUUCAAACAUUCAUUGUUUAAAAACAGAGGUUUUUUAAGUACAUUGUCAAUUUGUUUUCAUGCCUUCACUUUUUAUUAUUUGAGGAAUAAAAAGAUAAUUCAUGUUAUUUAAUAAAAAGUCAAUAAAACUGAA
This is a messenger RNA of Sebastes umbrosus (honeycomb rockfish), 4411 nucleotides long. RefSeq lists its product as uncharacterized. The record is from RefSeq and is a predicted model, not a curated record. The coding region runs from base 384 to 2525 and encodes 713 amino acids. Gene Ontology annotation, biological process: regulation of transcription by RNA polymerase II. The transcript has 6 exons. Gene Ontology annotation, cellular component: nucleus. NCBI's taxonomy places the organism in Eukaryota, Metazoa, Chordata, Actinopteri, Perciformes, Sebastidae.